AUUUAAACAAAUGGAAAAUGUAGGCAGCAUGCACUUUCCCAUUCAAUCCCUCCUCGAUCUUUCAUUCUUCAAACAGAAUAGCCUUCUGCCUUUGCCUUAAAUGGAACUUACACUUCCCAAAUAAUUCUCCCCGAAUUAUCUCAUUGAUUCGUUUUUUGCCUGUUUGGUAGCAUGGACCAGUUUUCUUGGAGCUCCAACUGUUACAGCUCUGGUUUCAUGGUGAAUUCGGGGUGUCGAGGUAAAACAAGAAAAAUGUCAUUUUCUUCUUCUUCUUCCUCUUCGUCAUUGGUCUUGGAUAGUGAGAGAGGAGAGCUUGUGGAGGCUACGAUGAACUUGCCGAGAAAAGGGGUGGCAGCCGAGAGAAAUGUGGCUGCGUUGAAGAAUCACAGUGAGGCUGAGAGGAGGCGCCGAGCCAGGAUCAAUGCUCAUUUUGAUACACUCCGUGACCUCGUACCGGGUGCAAAGAAGAUGGAUAAAGCAUCAUUACUUGCUGAGGUGAUCAGACACAUGAGAGAACUAAAGAAGAAUGCGGAAGAAGCUUGUAAAGGCAUUCUAAUUCCAACGGACACUGACGAGGUUAUAGUGGAAAAGCAGGAGGAUGAAUUAGAUGGAAAACCUUGUUUGAUUAGGGCAUCUCUAUGUUGUGAUUAUAAACCUGGACUUUUGUCUGAUUUGAGACAAGCACUUGAUGCCCUCCAUUUAAUUAUAGUGAAAGCAGAGAUGGCAACCUGGGAAGGAAGGAUGAAGAAUGUUUUUCUGGUGGCUAGCUGCAAAGAGCGGGACUCUAAAGAUCCUGCAGUAAGGAUUUCUACAAGCACCCUAGACCAGACACUUAGGUCUGUACUUGAUAAAUUUUCUGCUUCAGAGGAGUUCUCCUUUAGAGGGACACUUUCAAACAAGAGGCAGAGGAUUUCUUUAUUCAAUUCUUCAUUAUCUUCUUCAUCCAAAGAUCUUUGGUGAGCAUAAAUUUCUUAGAAGUGGUUCGAUUCUUUAGAAUGCAACAUUUGAUGUCCAUAGUCAUUGGCAUGCCGGAUAUAUGUAGUCAGUAAUUGCAUAUGUUUCUUCUGCUGUAUAAACUUGAGAAUUUAUAUACACAGGUCUCUCAUUACUGGAUUAUAGGUGGCUGCAUAUGAUGUACCUGCUGUAAUAUAAAUCAUAGAUAUUGUAAAUUGGGCAACUUAUCUCAUGAUAUAACUUGUGGUAGAGAGUUGUUUUAUCAAUAUUCUUACCCAA
Messenger RNA from Theobroma umbraticum, 1233 nucleotides. Its product is annotated as transcription factor bHLH30-like. The record is from RefSeq and is a predicted model, not a curated record. Gene Ontology annotation, biological process: regulation of DNA-templated transcription. Lineage: Eukaryota; Viridiplantae; Streptophyta; Magnoliopsida; Malvales; Malvaceae. Gene Ontology annotation, molecular function: protein dimerization activity; DNA-binding transcription factor activity.